Penaeus indicus is the source of this 3901-nucleotide messenger RNA. RefSeq names its product spectrin alpha chain-like. Lineage: Eukaryota; Metazoa; Arthropoda; Malacostraca; Decapoda; Penaeidae. The annotation marks the transcript as partial. Gene Ontology annotation, molecular function: calcium ion binding; actin filament binding. The transcript has 9 exons. Gene Ontology annotation, biological process: actin cytoskeleton organization. Gene Ontology annotation, cellular component: cell projection; cortical actin cytoskeleton; cell junction. The record is from RefSeq and is a predicted model, not a curated record.
UAUGCCAGCAAGGAUAUUGGUGACAAGAGAAGCCAGGUGCUGGAACGCUGGCAGCAUCUCAAGGAAGCCCUGAUUGAGAAACGCUCCAAGCUUGGUGAGUCACAGACUCUCCAGCAGUUCUCUCGUGAUGCUGAUGAAAUUGAAAACUGGAUUGCUGAGAAGCUCCAGGUUGCUACGGAGGAGAGCUUCAAGGAUCCUGCAAACAUCCAAUCAAAGCACCAGAAACAUCAGGCAUUUGAAGCUGAAUUGGCUGCCAAUGCUGACAGGAUCCAAGCUGUUCUUGCAAUGGGUCAGAACCUCAUUGACAAACACCAGUGUGCUGGAUCAGAAGAGGCUGUGCAGCAAAGGCUGGAAUCCAUCUCUGAGCAGUGGGACUUCUUGACUCAGAAGUCAGCUGAAAAGUCCCUGAAGCUCAAGGAAGCCAACAAGCAGCGCACAUUCAUUGCUGCUGUCAAGGACUUGGACUUCUGGCUUGGUGAGGUGGAAUCUCUCCUUACCAAUGAGGAUGUUGGCAAAGACCUUGCUAGUGUCCAGAAUCUGAUGAAGAAACAUCAGCUGGUUGAGGCUGACAUCCAGGCUCAUGAAGAUCGCAUUAAUGACAUGAAUGGACAGGCUGAUUCCCUUGUGGAAAGUGGCCAGUUUGACACUGCCAACAUUCAGGAGAAGCGCCAGAGCAUCAAUGAACGAUAUGAGCGCAUCAAGAACCUGGCUGCUCAUCGUCAGUCACGCCUGAAUGAGGCCCUCACCCUCCACCAAUUCUUCCGUGACAUUGCAGAUGAAGAAUCCUGGAUUAAGGAGAAGAAACUGCUCGUGGCAUCAGAAGACUAUGGUCGUGACCUCACUGGUGUCCAGAACCUGCGCAAGAAACACAAGCGUCUCGAGGCUGAGCUAGCAUCUCACGAGCCUGCCAUCCAGUCAGUGCAGGAGGCUGGUGAGAAACUGAUGGGCGUCUCAAAUGUUGGUGUUUCUGAAAUUGAAUCCCGCCUGCAGCAGCUGUCUGAGACUUGGUCCCAGCUGAAGGCAAUGGCUGACCAAAGAGGCCAGAAAUUGGACCAGUCUCUCAUUUACCAGCAGUUCUUGGCUAAGGUGGAGGAGGAAGAGGCCUGGAUAAGUGAGAAGACCCAGCUACUCUCUGUCCCUGAUUAUGGUGAUAACAUGGCUGCUGCACAGGGACUCCUGAAGAAGCAUGAUGCUUUUGAAACAGAUUUUGCUGUGCAUCGUGACCGUUGCAAUGAUGUGUGUGAGGCUGGUUCAAAGCUGGUAGGAGAAGGCAAUCACCAUGCUGAAUCCAUCAAGCAGAGGUGCCAGCAGUUGAAGGACAAACUGGAGGCCCUCAGUGGCAUUGCUGCACGAAGGAAGAGCAAGUUGGCCGAUAGCCUGGCUUAUUUGCAGUUCAUCUGGAAGGCUGAUGUUGUCGAGUCUUGGAUUGCUGACAAGGAGAGCCAUGUUAAGUCUGAGGAGUUUGGACGAGAUCUUUCUACUGUCCAGACUCUCUUGACAAAACAGGAGACAUUUGAUGCUGGUUUGGCUGCCUUUGAAAAUGAGGGCAUCCAGAAUAUCACUGCCCUCAAGGAUCAGCUGGUGUCUGGUAACCAUGAGCAGUCUGAAUCCAUCAUCAAACGCCAUGGCGAUGUGAUUGCACGCUGGAAGAAGCUUCUUGACGACUCUCUCGACCGCAAGAAGAAACUGCAAGUCAUGCAGGAGCGGUUCCGACAAAUCGAGGAGCUGUACCUGUUCUUUGCCAAGAAGGCAUCUGCUUUCAACUCUUGGUUUGAGAAUGCUGAAGAAGAUCUCACUGAUCCUGUGCGUUGCAACAGCAUUGAGGAGAUUCGGGCACUGCGUGAAGCACAUGCCCAGUUCCAGGCUUCUCUGUCUUCAGCCCAGGCAGACUUUGAGGCCCUGGCUGCUCUAGACCAGCAGAUUAAGAGCUACAAUGUGGGACCAAAUCCUUACACUUGGUUCACCAUGGAAGCCCUGGAAGACACCUGGCGUAACCUGCAGAAGAUCAUCAAGGAACGAGACAUGGAACUUGCCAAGGAAGCACAAAGACAGGAAGAGAACGACAAACUACGAAAGGAGUUUGCCAAGCAUGCCAAUGCUUUCCACCAGCUGUUGACAGAUACCAGGUUUAGUCUGCUGGGCUUCUCCCUUAUCGGCUAUGAUGAGAGGUCAUCGAUGAUGGAGGGCUCAGGCACACUGGAGCAGCAGCUUGAAGCCACACGGCAGAAAGCAGCUGAGGUACGAGCUAGGCGUGCGGACCUGAAGAAGAUUGAGGACCUGGGACAGAUUCUGGAAGAGCAUCUUAUUCUCGACAACCGAUACACGGAACACAGCACGGUGGGCCUGGCGCAGCAGUGGGAUCAGUUGGACCAGCUUGGAAUGCGAAUGCAGCACAACUUGGAGCAACAGAUCCAAGCUCGAAACCAGUCGGGUGUGUCAGAAGAUGCCCUCAAGGAGUUCAGCAUGAUGUUCAAGCACUUCGACAAGGAGAAGACCGGUCGCCUGAACCAUGCCGAGUUCAAAUCCUGUCUACGUGCUUUAGGUUACGAUCUACCCAUGGUUGAAGAAGGGCAGAGUGAUCCUGAGUUUGAGGCCAUCCUGGAUGUUGUGGAUCCAAACAGGGAUGGCUUUGUCUCCCUGCAGGAGUACAUGGCCUUCAUGAUCUCCAAAGAAACAGAGAAUGUCCACAGCUCCGAGGAGAUCGAAAACGCCUUCCGUGCCAUUGCGGCAGGAGACCGCCCCUAUGUGUUACGGGAAGAACUAUACCAGAACCUCACCAAAGAAAUGGCGGACUAUUGCGUCGGUCGCAUGAAACCAUAUGUCGACCCCAAAAGCAAUCUGGCGGUUCCUGGAGCCCUGGACUACAUCGAGUUCACACGCACUCUGUUCUCGCAGUAGCUUGCAACACUUUGAGAGCUUUAUCCUGAUUUUUCUAGGUUAUUCAAGAGAUGCUAUUUUAAAGACCAUAGUCACAGUCAUAAAUAAUAUAUGUGUGCACAUUAUAAUGCAUUUAGAUUCCAGUACUUUUGGCAGUUAUCUUAACAGUGAUCAAAAUUGUAAUUUGGCUUCUCACUGCAAAAGCUUUGGUAAGCUAUGGCAGCUAAGCUACCAUCUAUAGGUGAGGUUGUGAAUGAGCUACUCAUAGCCAAAAUUUGACACUUUCGUCUCCAUUUAUUUUCUUCACUUUCACCUAUGCAACUAUCAAAACAAGAAGCUGGUCCCAUCAUUAACAGGCUCGCGGUAGUUAUGACGAGGUCUGCAUAACAGCUGUGUAGAGUCAUGGUGUCUGUAAACUGCUGCCCUUGCCAUGCUCAGUGUCCCCACAGUUUACUCUUGGCUUACCGUAGUGCACAGUUAUAUUCCUAAAGUGUGUAGGAAAAAGUUGCACCUACAGUUUGGCUUUAAAUUAUGUUUUUUCUUUUUGCUCAGUAACCUUAAGAGUAUAGGGAAGUGUUGCCCUUUUGGAAGUCUAGUAGAGAGUUUUACCAUCAGGAGCUUCUGAUAAGACGGCUAAUUGAAAUCGGAAGCACCUCUCCCCACUAGGAAGCGAGGGCACACCUUUUACAGUGGCUUGGUGAUCAAUAAAAGACACCGGGGUUUUAACAUCUGGAAUUGCCAGACUGACGGCUUUUUUACUGUGCUAGUUCCUCUCCUGUGUCUUUUAGUUAGAUCACCUAGAUUGUAAAAAAAAAAAAAAUUAAAUUCAUUACCAAAAUUUUAAAGAUGUGCAUAUAUAAGAACAGAGAGCUGAGCAGUAGCAAGUGGGCAUUAGUGGUGUUGGUGCUUUUAAAACUUACUGGGGCUUCUUUGAUUUCCAUAGUAUUAUAAUGAUUGGGGCCAGGCUUUCUUCUCCAAAAGUCGUACAUUUUCCUCUUUAAUGUAAUAAAAGCUUGUGCAGUUA